AGUUAAAAAUACAAAAAGAUUCCGAUGCUUUUUGGGUUCUUGAUUUGCGCUUUCGGAAAUCUGAAGCACCACCCACGAAGACUUUGCUUUUGUCUGUUUUGCUCGGAAGAAAAUGGCGUUUUGGUGGCCUCUGCUGGUUCUCGCGUUUGCUUACGCCAUUUGUCGAUUCCUCUUCAUGCUCAUUCCUCCCAAUGUGCCCUCCAUCGACGUCGACGUCUCUGAGGUGUUGGAGGAUGCGAAUCAGACGCAGGAGAACAGCUUCAUCUAUAUUCCUCCAAGGGGGAGGACACAGCAAGCGGACAGGAAAGUUCAGUGCUAUGAGCCCGCCACCAUGAAAUACUUGGGAUUUUACCCUGCAUUGACACCUGCAGAGGUGAAGGAGCGUGUGGUGCAGGCAAGGAGGGCCCAAAAAAUCUGGGCAAAGAGCAGUUUCAAGCAAAGGCGCCAGUUUUUGCGGAUACUUCUAAACUAUAUAAUUAAACACCAACAGCUUAUAUGCGAGGUAUCUUCACGUGAUACUGGAAAGACAAUGGUAGAUGCCUCUUUAGGAGAAAUAAUGACAACAUGUGAGAAGAUCACUUGGCUUCUUUCAGAGGGUGAGCGGUGGCUAAAGCCUGAAUACCGAUCUUCUGGAAGAUCAAUGCUUCACAAGAAAUCCAAAGUGGAAUUUCACCCCCUUGGUGUUAUUGGUGCCAUUGUUUCGUGGAACUAUCCUUUCCACAAUAUUUUUAAUCCAAUGCUAGCAGCAGUCUUUUCAGGAAAUAGCAUUGUGAUUAAGGUCUCAGAACACGCAAGUUGGUCUGGAUGUUUCUAUCAUCAAAUUAUUCAAUCAGCCCUUGCUGCAGUUGGUGCUCCUGAGAAUUUGGUUGAAGUUGUAACAGGGUUUGCCGAGACAGGAGAAGCACUGGUGUCUUCUGUUGACAAAGUCAUAUUUGUUGGAUCACCUGGUGUGGGUAAGAUGAUAAUGAGAAAUGCCGCUGACAAACUUAUCCCAGUUACGCUUGAGCUUGGAGGAAAAGAUGCAUUUAUUGUGUGUGAAGAUGUAGAUGUGGAUCAUGUUGCACACAUUGCUGUUAGGGCUGCUCUUCAAUCAAGUGGGCAAAACUGCGCUGGUGCUGAGAGAUUUUAUGUUCGUCGGGAGAUUUAUUCUUCAUUUGUUAGUGCAGUGACCAAAAUAGUAAAAUCCGUUUCAGCUGGUCCACCCCUUGCUGGAAAGUAUGAUAUGGGAGCCUUAUGUUUGAUAGAGCACUCUGAAAAGCUUGAAAGCCUUGUGAACGAUGCCUUAGAAAAAGGAGCAGAAAUUGCUGCACGUGGAAGUUUCGGUAAUAUAGGUGAAGGUGCAGUUGAUCAGUUUUUUCCCCCUACCGUGAUUGUAGAUGUAAACCACACAAUGAAGUUGAUGCAAGAGGAGGCAUUUGGACCAAUCAUGCCAAUAAUGAAAUUUAGCACAGAUGAAGAGGUUGUGAAGCUUGCAAAUGACUCAAAAUAUGGGCUGGGCUGUGCUGUUUUUUCUGGCAAUAAACACCGUGCCAAAGUGAUAGCUUCACAGAUACAUUGUGGAGUUGCUGCAAUUAAUGAUUUUGCAUCGAAUUACAUGUGUCAGUCCCUGCCAUUUGGUGGUGUAAAACACAGCGGAUUUGGACGAUUUGCUGGUGUUGAAGGGUUACGAGCUUGCUGUCUUGUAAAAUCAGUUGUUGAGGACAGAUGGUGGCCUUUCAUUAAAACAAAGAUACCUAAGCCCAUCCAGUAUCCCGUCGCAGAGAACGGUUUUGAGUUUCAGGAAUUGCUUGUUAAAGCCCUCUAUGGCCUGAACAUAUGGGACCGAUUGCGAGCACUGGUUAAUGUUUUGAAGAUGCUUACAGAGCAAAACCCUCCUGCUAACAGUAGGAGAAGAAACGACUGAGCAUGAUAUGUGAGAAUCGGCCACACUCUCAUGGGUUUGCUGAGUUAUGAUCGAAGAUACAUGACUAACUUCCUUUCGAUAUCUUUUGCAUAAUCCUAACAAGCCUCCUUUUCUUGCUUUGCUUUCUUGUUUAGUUACAAAAUAGGUGACGCAUUUUCUUAUGAGUUUUCAGCUAGAUUUGGUUUAGAAACUACAACAAAUGUGCUGUGGUUUUUUUAACGGUUCAGAUUUAAUUUCACUUCUCA
Molecule: messenger RNA, 2148 nt
Organism: Corylus avellana
Lineage: Eukaryota; Viridiplantae; Streptophyta; Magnoliopsida; Fagales; Betulaceae
Gene: ALDH22A1
Product: aldehyde dehydrogenase 22A1
Molecular function (GO): oxidoreductase activity, acting on the aldehyde or oxo group of donors, NAD or NADP as acceptor
Source: RefSeq, a predicted model, not a curated record